AUGGCUAAAGUAUCACCGUUAUGGAAGUGGCUGACAAUUCUAUUCAUAAUCAUCAGUAUUGCUCUUCUAAUCGCCUUGAUAGUUGUAGCAUCUAAGGGCGAUAAGAAGAAAGAAGAGGCAGCGGUUUGUGCCUCAGGCAUGGAUGUAAGCGUUACUUUAAGCUCCGCAUCAGGGCCACCACAUCAAGGACUGUUUGAUGAUUUGAGCGCACUCGAGAUAAAGAAGGUUCGGGACUAUAUGUUCCAGGUAAAGCCUCUGGAUCUCAAACCUAACCAAGAACUCAAAAUCAAUUCCAACCGCAUUGCAAUUAUUCAGCUGUAUCCACCCUCGAAAGACGAUGCGUUGGCUUAUCUUGAUCAGAAGAAAGCGAUGAAACCCGAACGUCAGGCAAUCGUGGUUGUCUUCCGAGGCGCAUCCCAACCUGCAGUCGUAGAGGAGUAUAUCGUAGGACCCGUCGAUGCUCCAACCAAGCAUACACUAAGGAAGGUUGAUGGAAGGGAAUAUCCGAUCAAUUUUAACGCGAGGCCAUUCUCAACUCAAGAAGGCAUAGUCUUACAUAAUGUGAUCUUUACGGACGUGGGAAGAAAAGCUCAUGAUUUAAUCAAUGAAAGUUACGAUGGCUAUUCCUAUGGCGACAACUGUGUAGAGAAAUGCUUGUUUGUGCAAUUCGCUGCGCCAAUGGGCCUCACCAGUAAAACCAGAGACAAUUGGUUCGGGUUUUAUCGCCAUGAUUUGCCUUUCUACAUUCAUCCAUUAAAUUUUGAAUUCUACGUUAAUCAUGCUGGGAGUGACCCCUCGAAAUGGAGAGUUGAAAAGGUCUUGUACAACGAUCAACUAUUCGAUUCUGUGGAGGAGCUAAUGGCGGCUUAUCGCAAUGCAUCUCUUAUCAAGACAUUUAUCCCUGCAUUGAGUGACGAAGAAAAGAAGGGGCAAACACAUUGA
Molecule: messenger RNA, 942 nt
Organism: Actinia tenebrosa (Australian red waratah sea anemone)
Lineage: Eukaryota; Metazoa; Cnidaria; Anthozoa; Actiniaria; Actiniidae
Product: putative amine oxidase [copper-containing]
Source: RefSeq, a predicted model, not a curated record